UCGAAUUCAGUUUGGCGGCAAAACUGGUGGUCGCUGGUUACGCUUCGAAUUUUAAAUUUUAUAUUUUUAAAGAUGGUGGUUAUGUGUUUUUAAAAAUGAGUUUUUAUUGAAACAAAAGUUGUUUUUCUGAAUCGUUUGUGCUGUGUAAAUACAUUUGACUUUUAAAAUGUUUGCGCACGGAAUUCUGUGUUCCUUCCUACUUUCUUUUGCGUCGCUGUCAUCGGCGUCAGUGAUCAUUCCUGAGGAGUUACCAUCAUUGCUGUCCGUCGCCUAUUCUAAUAUACCGCCUAUUAAGAAAGGUACCGAUUCUCGAGUGGGCUUCGGCUUCGCAUUCGGUAACCAUGCAGACUUCCAAAUCAUGCUCGAGUUGGGACCUCAAACUAACACACAGAACUUGACUGGUCAAGGUUUUCAGUCGACUUCCAGCAAUGCUAAGCGUCAAGCCAGCUUGCCUCCGCCUGCUAAAUAUAAUAAGAACAAGGAAAAGUACCUACCCUCAGACGGCAGCAAAUACCUACAAAAUUGGGCCCAAAAGAUGAAAUACCCGCAGAAAUGGUCGCAGAACCCAGUCUCAAAGCCAGGAGAAGUGCCCAAUCUAGAAGAUUCUGUCGUAGAACUAAAGAAGAAUGAGAAAGGAGAAUAUGAGAUCCACCAGCCGAAGCCUGGGAACUUACCACAGAAUGUUCUAGAAGACUUGAAAAGGUUGUACAAGUUGAAAAGCGAGGCUGCAAAGAAGAUGGGUGAGCAAAAACGCAGUGAAGAAGAAGUCAAGAAGAUAACAGAAGAUCUGUCUAACGUUGAUCUGGAUUGAGGCUUUUUGUCAUAGAUUUUUUUUGUAAUAAAAGGUUUUUGGGAGU
Molecule: messenger RNA, 857 nt
Organism: Helicoverpa armigera (cotton bollworm)
Lineage: Eukaryota; Metazoa; Arthropoda; Insecta; Lepidoptera; Noctuidae
Exons: 5
Coding region: 167-811 (214 amino acids)
Source: RefSeq, a predicted model, not a curated record